Sardina pilchardus (European sardine) is the source of this 1847-nucleotide messenger RNA. Its product is annotated as E3 ubiquitin-protein ligase TRIM35-like. The record is from RefSeq and is a predicted model, not a curated record. Gene Ontology annotation, biological process: protein ubiquitination. Gene Ontology annotation, cellular component: cytoplasm. Lineage: Eukaryota; Metazoa; Chordata; Actinopteri; Clupeiformes; Clupeidae. The transcript has 6 exons. Gene Ontology annotation, molecular function: zinc ion binding; protein binding; ubiquitin protein ligase activity. The coding region runs from base 248 to 1654 and encodes 468 amino acids.
UCUACACGCUCUCAUGUGGGAAACAGGACACUUAGAACCCUCUUCACAACAAUGUUUGGACCACUGAGGAGAACUCCUUGAAGCUGCAUGGUGUGGCUGGACAUAUUUUGAAUUAAGAGUGAAACAGAGAAGAAUCUGAGUUUGAUACUGACACAUCUGCUCUGGCUGUUAAAAGUGAAAGUGAACCUGAUGAAUUAGACUGAGGAGAGGACAACAAACAGAGGAGAGAGUGUACUGUACAGACAAAAUGGCUUCUAAACUGGAAGAGGAUUUCUGCUGCCCUGUGUGCUGUGACAUCUACAAAGAUCCUGUCAUUUUAACCUGCUCUCACAGUGUGUGUAAAGCCUGUCUGCAGCAGUUCUGGGAGAGUAAAGGACACAGAGAAUGUCCCUACUGCAGGAGGAAGUGCUCUAAACAUAUCUAUCAACCUAACUUGGCUCUAAGGAACUUGUGUGAGACAUUCUUACAAGAGAGAAGUCAGAGAUCUUCAGCAGGGCUUGAAGUGUUAUGCAGUUUGCACAGUGAGAAACUCAAGCUCUUCUGUCUGGAGGAUAAACAGCCUGUGUGUUUGGUGUGUCAGGCAUCAAAGAAACAUAAAAAUCACACUCUUAGUCCCAUAGAUGAAGCAACACAAGACCGUAAGGAGGAGCUGAAGAUACAACUGCAGCCCUUACAGAAGAAAUUGGAGACCUUUGAAGAAGUUAAACUCAUCUGUGACCAAACAGCAGCACAUAUUAAGACUCAGGCUCAACAGACAGAGAGGCAGAUCAAGGAGGAGUUGGAGAAGCUUCACCAGUUUCUACGAGUUGAAGAGGCAGCCAGGAUAGCUGCACUGAGGAAGGAAGAGGAGCAGAAGAGUCAGAUGAUGAAGGAGAAGAUUGAGAAGAUGAGCAGAGAGAUCUCAUGUCUUUCAGACACCAUCAGAGCCAUAGAGAAGGAGAUGGGAGCUGAUGACAUCACAUUCCUGCAGAACUUCAAGAGCACAGUGAAAAGAGCCCAGUGCACACUGCAGGAUCCAGAGAGGGUUUCAGGAGCUCUGAUCAAUGUGGCAAAGCACCUGGGCAACCUGAAGUUCAGAGUCUGGGAGAAGAUGCAGGAGACUGUUCAGUACACUCCUGUGACUCUGGAUCCCAACACUGCACACCCAGAACUCAUCCUGUCUGAGGAUCUGACCAGUAUGAGACUUACUUAUGAGCAGCAGCAGCUUCCUGAUAACCCAGAGAGAUUUGAUACGUAUGGUUAUGUCCUGGGCUCUGAGGGCUUUAACUCAGGGACUCACUGCUGGGAUGUGGAGGUUGGAGAGAACAUAUGGUGGCAGGUGGGUGUGAUGACAGAGUCUCUCCAGAGGAAGGGACACAUAUCCUCUAUGAGUGGACGCUGGUGUGUGGAGUAUAAUAGUGUUGAAUAUUCAGCACGUGCUCCUCCUCAUAACCCCACUGACCUCACAGUGCAGCAGGAACUCCAGAGGAUCAGAGUGCAGCUGGACUGGGACAGAGGAGAGCUGUCGUUCUCUGACCCUAAUAAUAACACACACUUACACACUUUCACACACACAUUCACUGAGAGAGUGUAUCCAUACUUUCUGACUUUCAUAAAUGUUCCUCUGAGGAUGUUACCAGUGAAGGCCUCAGUAAGAGUAGAGCAGCACAGUUAGAGCUGAUACUGACUCUGAACCAGGGAUGACAUACUGAGAAGGAAACCUAUAGGAGAGGAGACUAUGAAGAAACAAAGCCAUUUAAUAAACAGUACAAAUAUGUCUCAUUGUGUGGAUAUAAAUGUUAAAGGUAUGCUAAUGCCCACCUCAUUUAACUUGCUGUAUAUGUACUGCACUGUGCCUAGUUUAAUUU